This is a messenger RNA of Doryrhamphus excisus (bluestripe pipefish), 5851 nucleotides long. RefSeq names its product bridge-like lipid transfer protein family member 3A (gene bltp3a). The record is from RefSeq and is a predicted model, not a curated record. NCBI's taxonomy places the organism in Eukaryota, Metazoa, Chordata, Actinopteri, Syngnathiformes, Syngnathidae.
AGUGGAAGAGCGAGUGAGAGAGAGAGCCAGAGAGAGAGAGAGAGAUAAAGAGAGAGAGAGCGAAAAGGGGGUAAAGGCUGCCCAAUGCCGUCGGGUACUGUGGCUUGAGGUACAAGCUAGCAUCACAAUGGCGAACGAGAUGCUCAAAGCUAGUCACAUAUUCAAUUUAGCGGUAUCUCCAACCUAGUGUACAUCUAGUAACAAAGCCGACCGCAGCAGACAAUGGCAGGGAUUAUCAAAAAGCAAAUUCUGAAACAUUUGUCAAGGUUCACCAAGAAUCUGUCCCCAGACAAGAUUAACCUGAGUACCUUGAGGGGGGAGGGACAACUGUCCAACCUUGAGCUCGAUGAAGAGGUUCUGCAGAACAUGCUGGACCUGCCUACGUGGCUGGCAGUCACACGUGUGUAUUGCAACAAAGCCGCCAUCAGGAUACAAUGGACCAAGUUGAAAACAAGUCCCAUAUGUCUGUUUUUAGACAAGGUGGAGGUAGAAAUGAGGACAUGCGAGGAACCACGUCCCCCCAACGGCCCCUCUCCUAUUGCCAUCACAGCAGGCCAAAGCGAGUACGGCUUUGCGGAGAAAGUGGUGGAAGGCAUGUCUGUUAGAAUCAACUCCAUCACCAUCAAAGUCCAGUCCAGAGCCUUCCACGCUUCCUUCGAGUUGUGGCAGCUGCAGGGUAACAGUCUUAACCCUAAAUGGGAGCGCAGCGACCUCCGCUACACCCGCAUCACUGACCCAAAGAGAGGAGAGGUGUUGAUAUUCAAGGAAAUAAACUGGCAGACUUUACGUAUCGAGGCAGAUGCCAUCGAAAGUGACGAUCAGGAUUUAGGUAGCACUCCAUUACGGCUCAUCACCAACCAGGGGCGCAUUCGGAUUGCUCUAAAACGCAGAAUAAAAGACUGCAACGUGCUGGCCUCCAAGCUGCUUUUUAUUCUGGAUGACUUGUUGUGGGUGCUGACAGACUCCCAGCUCAAAGCCAUCAUCCGCUAUUCCAAGUCUCUCAGUGAGGCCAUGGAGAAGUCGGCCCAGCAGAGGAAGAGCGUUACUGCAGAGUCCCUGCAGACUGCUCCCCCAUCACCUGUCCUUCAUAACCUUUGGACAGAUUCUCCACCCGCUCCUACCGGCUCACCGAACAACAUGAGCCAAUACUUUGAUCGCUUUGAUGUGAAGGAAUCUUCCUACCACACCUUCAUUUCUCGCUUGGAUUUGCAUGUAUGCAACGACAGUUCUGCGGCGGCUGAAGAUAUAGAAGAGCCUCCAGUGUUGCAGGGCGCCAUGCAGCUGACCUUCAGAAAGUUGGGCUUUGACUACUAUCCCGUGCACAGACCUGCUGAUGGAUGUCGCCACUGGGAACGGCACAGUGGAGCCAUGGAGGCUCAGGCACAGUGGGCAGCGAAACUGCUGCAGGAGUACCAGAGAAGAGCUGAGGCCUCCGACUUUCCAGGGCCACAUACCGAGGUGCCUGAGGCUCACAAUGACUCGCCUGCAAAAAAGGCUCAAGACGGCACAACCAGUCCAAAGACGAGGCUCGCUGAAAAAGAGCAGACGACCAGAAGCCAGAACUCAUCACUGAAGAGGUUGCGGUCGAGCUGUGUGGUGGUCCGGAUGGAUGACGUUGACAUUCACCAGGUGUCUACAAAGGGCCGUCAGAACAAAAAAACAAAGCCUUUGUUGUCAUGUAAUCGUAAAGCUCUACAUCUGCCAGACAACGUACCGGCAGUUCAUCUGCAGUUUACCGAAUACUACUUUCCCAACAACCCCAGUUUGUCAGUGCCAACAUCAAACUUGUACGCCCAAGUAAACGGCCUCCAGCUGUGUGUGGACCCAGAGAGUGUGUUGUGGAUAAAUCUGUUUUCAAGAGGGCUGCUACACACUCUGGAUCAGGUCAAAGCGUUCUACCACUUACAAGACAGCAGCAUAGCAGACGAGCAUGUAGACAUCCGUCUGGAUGCAGCUCAGCUCAAGGUGAUAAUACCCCUGGAUUCUUCGAUAUUGGAUCAUCCAGAGCGUCCACAGUCCCUCUCUGUUACCAUACCUCAAAUGGCUCUGGGCAACACCCGCUACUGCCCUCAUGGCUCCAGAAUUGACCUCAACAUUACCUGUGACACAUUUGCAAGCUGUUCUUUCUUUCAACCCAUGCCACCUUGUCCUUAUCCGAGAGACCACAGUGCCUUCUGCGCAGUACCCCCCAAUUUCGUUCAACACUCGCAGGAGACUACACUUCCGCCAGCUGGUACAAAGCAACUCCGGUCCCAAGAUGUCUGGUCUUUGAGCCUAUCCCGUGUCUCUUUAGGUUUUGACGGAGCUCGUAAACUCCCCAAAGGGAGAACGCAACCGUUUAUUGAACCUUUUACUAUGUCUGUGUGGAUGUGCCAGCCUUUAGCUUGGGUCAGUAGUUCAUGUUCCCCCUCCACUCCGUCCUCAGAACAACCUAAAGAAGAUGCUUUAUUUGCUUCCGUCCACUUGAUGGCUCAUACCAUCACUCCGUUGAAGAUGUGGCUUAACCACUACCAGUAUGUUGCUUUGCUGAGAAUGAAGGACACUCUUGCACGUUUGGGUGUGGAAUUAAGUCGGGAUCAAAGGGACAUUAAGCAAGCUUGUGACCAAAAGAUAAAACCGGCAACAGUUUGUCUUGCCUUGUUGGUGGACUCGGUAGAAGUGGGUCUCCUGUUGCCACCAGCCGUCACAGAGCCCGAGGAAGAGGCCCCACACACCCCGGAGACAGACAGCCCCAGCAUAACAGACUCUGACAUCUCCCCUAGUCAUCACACGGCGGAAUUGAUCCCCCGGGACAGCGGGUUAGAAAAUGGUGUGUCCUCCCUCAGCACAGCUCUCACUACAUUUGAUCAAGAUGAACAAGAUGGUGCAGUAGAGGAAGCAUGCGAGGCUGUUGAGGAGGCAGCGGAAGGUGAAGCUUUGACCGCCUUUUUGGAAACCCCUGUCCAGUCACCUCAACUGACACCCGGAAACUCCCCCGCCCUUUCCCGAGAGCCCUCCACCUUCAGCUUGGAGGGGGAACUGUCAAGCGCCAUCAGCGUCACUAAAGAUGUGACCAAAGACGCUAUCAGUGCCUCGCUGGACUUGACCAAAGGGGCAUUUUCGAUAACAAAAGACGCCUUCAGCAUGUUGAGUCGCGGCUCGGGGAUGAGCAAAUUGUUCAGUCCUCAGGCCAAGGAACAAGUCCAAUGUCCAGAAGAGUCCACCCCCUCUUUGGCAGCCAGCUUACGGCACCAAAUGAUGAAGCAGUCGCCUUCCCAGAAUUCAUUUGACAGCGCCAUCUUGGAUGGCAGUCUGCCAGAUGAAAAUCUCUCUGUGGGCAGUGAUGUCAGUGACAAUUUUGUUGUUGUCAUGGAGUCAGACUCGUGUGGAGAUUCUGCACAUUUCAGUAUCAAUCCUGCAGGCAGUCGAGGCAGCCCCGCUCCCGGCACGGAAGGAGGCUCUUCGGCUGAUCUCAGCAGCUCCUUGUCACUGAGUACAGAGGAUGUAUCUCAAGAUAUGUCGUCUGUGUUGCUACUGAUUCUGAGUGGGACAGCCUGCACAUUGGAAAUAAAGGGAGAGGACCAAGCUAUUGCUGUACAAGCCCAGAAUCUGAGUUCUGUACAGAUGGGCAAUGUCAGAGUUUCGGAUCUGCUGGCUGGUGUUAUUCAAGCUCCCGCCCACAAGCAGAACGGACAGAGUAGCAGGGGCUCUGCUGCAUUGUGUAUGCGGGCAGAAACCGGCCCAUCUGCAGUCCAGCACGCUGACACAACUGAGUCUUUGGGCGCACUGAAUGUGAGAGUGCAAGACUGUCAUGCUGAGCUGUUAGCCUCCACUGUAGCAAACAUUGGGCCUUUUCUUGAGGAUGAGUUCAGCGUUGACGGUCAGCCAAUCAAGUUGCAUUUGAGCAAUGUAACUGUUACUGUAAAGGACGAUAACCCCAGAGUUUACCCAACAGCUCCUCAGCCAACUUCAGCCACAUUCAUUAUUGAUCAACUACUUCUCCAGCGCAGUGAUGAUGGCAUCAUGAGACUCAAAGCCGAAGACCUGGACAAACCAAAGAUGUCCUGCUGCUCUGUUCAAAAGCCGAAUGAGAGGCAAACCCUGGAGUCCAAGCUCUCUGAUGCUGAGGUCGCCCUCGCUCAGGCCCUCAGUGACAGAGAUCGCCUCCUUCUGGAGAUCAAGAAGUAUGACCCCAAGUUUUCACUCUGAAUCCGAUUUGCUCCUGCUGAGGAAUAGUCAGAAACCAGCAUUACUCCUUCAGACCACGAUGAUUACAAGAUGUUGAUUGGAAUACAAGUUGCUACUAAGGUGCUUGCUCAAGGGGAAAACGGUAAGAUAACAAUUGUUUAGUAAAUUGAUGGCACUGUAUAUGAUUAUAAUAUAGUAUAGACAUUGAGACAAUUUCUCCAAAUGCACCUGAGGCCAUAUAAACAUAAUUUACAUUUGCUAUACAGUAUUUCCAAAUGGAUGAAUUACACUAUUUUAUGAAAUCCAUAAGAUAAAAUCUGGACGUCUGCACCUUCAAUUAUGUUUAAUUUCAGAUCCACUGUGAUAGUGCAUAAUUUUUUGGAAUAAACCAGCUCUAAGUGUACAAAUACAGUAGCAAUACUCCUAUCAGGCUGUGGAGACAUCCCUCAUUAACUCGGGUGUUUUCCCAUUCAAGUUAGUGUUGACUCACUGUGUGUCUUUAAUAUUUGUCACGCAGCAUGCUAGGUUAGACAACGCCGUGCUUUAAAUUCUUUCCCAUUGAUAGUUUGCUGUGGAUCACAUGUCAAACCCCCGCAGGCACUCCCACACAGCCACCAGCCAGCCGCUCCUCCCACACAAAUUACCAGUAUGACUUUAUAUUGUAGAGUGCAACUGUGAAGUAGAUCCAUAUUUACAUAUGCAUUAAAUGUAGCCUGGUUGAAAAUAAGUUACAAAAUGCAGAGGAAACCGGAUUUUUUGAUGCGUUAAAACAUGUCGUAAAAUAUAAUCUGGGGCCUUGUUAAUGGCUCAUUUGUAGCUUACAAGAAGGUACCUCCCACAAAUGGAGAGUGACACAAUGCCUGUUUGUUUACGUGUGUGUGUUUAAAUAAUUAUCAACAAGUUAUGGUUCACUAUUGCUGCACGUUAUUUUGGAGCCAUAUCAUUCAAAGACAGUUUAGUGGCAUUAGUUAUGCAUGGUCAUGCACUGUGUCACAUAAGGCACACUUCUCAAUGUUUACUUCUAAUGUCAACUUUUAUGUAUUGGCAGACCAGCUGCAACGUUGCUUUUUAUGCAAAAUGAUUGAGUGAACGGUGCAUUAACACUGCACAGCGUGUAAUACAAUACAAGAAUGUUUUAUUUAAAAUGUGCUGUAUAUGUUAUCUUUUGUCAUCGUAUUAUGUGGUUUCACUAUUUAAAGUCUUAGUUAUGUGUGCGCACGCGGGAGACCUCUUGUGGCUGUAACUCGCCAGUGCACUCAUUUCAAGGCGUGCCACAUUUUCUUUGGUUGCCUUUCUAGCAAUGAAUACGGGAAAGUGGAAUGUUGCAUUUUAAGCAAUAUAAAAAAAAUGUGGUCGUUUUCAACCAAGAACAUGUCAAAGAUUAGUUAGGCCAUAGAUGUGAUGUCUGUGCUUUAGAUGUUUAGAUGUGGAUUACAAGUGGUUUCACUUGAAUUACUUUCUGUGACCAUCUCAGCACAUCCUCAAAUUUGGAAGUGCGACGUCUUCUUGGUUUGCAUUUGCAGUCAGUGAUCUGCAAGCAAACUCAUUACUUGAUCAACUCACCAUCCUUUGCACUCCACAGCGGGUCAGUGUGUCUAAUGCAUGAAUAAUGUGUCAUGUUAUUAUUUGUGUGGCUAAAAAUACACUGGAGUUUGCAUUUUUACAUAAACUACUUCAAAGAUGA